Messenger RNA from Centropristis striata (black sea bass), 2000 nucleotides. RefSeq names its product serine/threonine-protein kinase NIM1-like. Gene Ontology annotation, molecular function: ATP binding; tau-protein kinase activity; protein serine/threonine kinase activity. The transcript has 4 exons. Gene Ontology annotation, cellular component: cytoplasm. Gene Ontology annotation, biological process: intracellular signal transduction; microtubule cytoskeleton organization; protein phosphorylation. Bases 238 to 1620 code for a protein of 460 amino acids. The record is from RefSeq and is a predicted model, not a curated record. NCBI's taxonomy places the organism in Eukaryota, Metazoa, Chordata, Actinopteri, Perciformes, Serranidae.
GAGAGACAGCAGCACCACCUGGACAGGCACUUUGGAUAUCUAAGACACACCGAUCAGGCUUUUUUUCCUGAUGCAUGUAUUCAGUUUUCAAUUUAUGUCACACUGCUCACUUUUUUCCUUUAGAUUUUGUUUUGUGGAAUUUUUAUUUCUCUGUAAUUUACCACUUUUUUUGUUUGCUAAAGUCUUCAGGAAGUCAGAUUGCAAAAGAAAACACUUCCGGUGCAUUGGAUAGAAAUCAUGUAUCUGAAAAGCAGAAAUAAUGUCAUCAAUACAGAGAGGAGUAAGAAGAACAUAAAAGGGAAAACAUGGGCUCACUUGAAGACGACCCCAUGUCAGGGGGAGAUCUUUACUUCAACGUCCCCAAAGUUGGGGAAAAAGGUGGACACAGGGGUGGACUCAAAGGAGAACACGACACAGGCGAAAGAGGCGAUGCAGCUCACUCCGUACGGGAAGGCCUUUUAUGACCUGACCCACUCAGAGAAGGUGAUGGAUGAUCUGACGUUUGGACGGCGGGUGGGGCUUUACGAGCUGAGAGGAGAGAUCGGCUCCGGAAACUUCUCCCAGGUUAGAUUGGGGAUACAUGACCUGACCAAAGAAAGAGUUGCAGUAAAAGUCCUGGAUAAGGUGCGUCUGGGCAAGCCAUCGCAAUCGCUUUUCACCUCAGAGAUCUCUUGUAUGGAGAAGCUGACUCACCCCAACAUCGUUCGCCUGUAUGAGGUGUUGGAGACGUUCAAGAGGCUCUACCUGGUGAUGGAGUAUGCCAGCGGAGGGGAGCUGUUCUCCCGGAUCAGCACCAGGGGGCGCCUUUCAGACCUGGAGAGCAAGCUGGUGUUCUCUCAGGUCCUUUCUGCAGUCAAACAUAUGCAUGACAAUAAUAUCGUCCACAGGGACCUGAAGGCUGAGAACGUCUUCUACACCAACACCUUCUGCAUCAAAGUCGGAGACUUUGGCUUCAGCACGUCCUGCUGCCCCAGCGACGUCCUCCACACGUUCUGUGGCUCUCCACCUUAUGCAGCCCCCGAGCUGUUCAAAGAGAACGGUUACAUCGGUCAGUUUGCAGACAUGUGGGCGCUGGGUAUCUUACUUUACUUCAUGGUGACGGCCACUAUGCCUUUCAAAGCUAAUAACACAGCCAAGCUGAGGCGCUGUAUCCUGCAGGGCUCCUAUGUCAUUCCUCCCUACGUACCCAGACCAUGCCAGGAGAUCAUUAAGGGCCUCCUGAAGGCGGUUCCUGUAGAUCGCCUCACCAUGAGACAGGUUAUGGCCAGCGACUGGUUGAGAGGUAUUGAGUACCCCGAGGCCUACUUUGUUUUUAGCCCCACACCCUACCACCUGGUGGAACCUUCACACAUCCUCAGCUCAGAUGAACUGAGUGUGAAGGCCGCUCUGGAAGAUCUCGGCAUCACCAAGGUCCAUCUCCUCAACAGCAGCCUCGACCUGAAGAGCCCCAUUACUGGAGCUUACCGCAUUUUGCUACACCGCAUACAAAAGAGGAGGUCUGUGGAGGCGGUGGGCUUCAGCCAGACUUUCACCAAAGAGUCCAAGAACAGACUUACAUGGAGAGCGGGCUCAGAUAGCCUGCUAAACAAACACCACUCUGUGGUGUGCAUCAUCAUGUAGUUUAGUUUCUUAAAAUUACAGUUUAGCAUUUUGGGAAAUGUGCUUAUUUGCCUUAUUAUCUCUACCAGGCAUAAGCACAAAGAGGACCAUGUGUGUUGUCGUUUGUGUAAAUUUGCAUUUGUCUAUCUGCAGCUACUACCGGACACAUUAGAAUUAUAUUUUUUGUGCACAUUUCUGACUGUAUACUCAAGGACCUCUUGGUGAUUCAGAUUUUCUUAAAAGCCUAUUUAAAAUCAACUAGCAAGAAGCAUUCCCAGUAAUCAGCUGACAACUAGCCCAGUCUGUUGCAGGCUACAUUUUGGGCUUUGUUCUAGCACAAAAACUGAGAUCCAUUAGAAAAGUUUGGUCUCAUUUUUAACCGGAGCAUCUGCAGAUUAAAU